Molecule: messenger RNA, 669 nt
Organism: Diplodia corticola
Lineage: Eukaryota; Fungi; Ascomycota; Dothideomycetes; Botryosphaeriales; Botryosphaeriaceae
Product: endo-beta-xylanase
Exons: 2
Coding region: 1-669 (222 amino acids)
Biological process (GO): xylan catabolic process
Molecular function (GO): hydrolase activity, hydrolyzing O-glycosyl compounds
Source: RefSeq, a predicted model, not a curated record
AUGGUUUCUUUCAGCUCCCUUUUCCUCGGUCUUGCCGCCGUCUCCGGCGCCUUCGCUGCUCCUGCCGCUGAGGCGGGCGAGCUGGUUGCCAGGCAGUCUCUCACUGCCAGCCAGACCGGUACCAACGGCGGCUACUACUUCUCCUUCUGGACCGACGGCGCUGGCGACGUCACCUACACCAACGGUGCUUCCGGCAAGUACAGCGUUGAGUGGUCCGGCGGCGAUGGCAACUUUGUUGCUGGCAAGGGUUGGAGCACUGGCAGCGCCAGGAACAUCAAAUUCUCUGGCGACUUCAGCCCCAACGGCAACGGCUACCUGUCCGUCUACGGCUGGACUACCAGCCCCUUGAUCGAGUACUACAUUGUCGAGUCCUACGGUGACUACAACCCGGGCUCCGCCGGCACCAAGAAGGGCACCGUCACUUCCGACGGCAGCACCUACGACAUCUACACGUCGCAGCGCACCAACGCCCCCUCCAUCCAGGGCACCGCCUCCUUCACCCAGUACUGGUCCGUCCGCCAGAACCACCGCAGCAGCGGCACCGUCACCACCAAGAACCACUUCGACGCCUGGGCCAAGCUCGGCCUCACCCUUGGCAGCCACAACUACCAGAUCGUCGCCACCGAGGGCUACCACAGCUCCGGCUCCUCCAGCAUCACCGUCUCGUAG